Molecule: messenger RNA, 737 nt
Organism: Sarcophilus harrisii (Tasmanian devil)
Lineage: Eukaryota; Metazoa; Chordata; Mammalia; Dasyuromorphia; Dasyuridae
Gene: TMEM35B
Product: transmembrane protein 35B
Exons: 3
Coding region: 131-532 (133 amino acids)
Source: RefSeq, a predicted model, not a curated record
GGCGGGGGCGGGGUGGGGGAGGCAUGGGGUGUUGGAGAGUCUGAAGGCAGGGCUGGAGUGGCUGGCGUCCCAGCUGGUCUGGGACCGCUCCCUCCCCCCGGGCCGCCCCCGGACGGCGCGCGAGACCACGAUGCUCGUGUUCGCGGUGCUGCGCCUGCUGCUGGGGCUCUUCUUCAUGCUCACGGGGGCGGUCAAGCUCUCCGAGUGUCACGUCCCGGGCCAGGCGUACGUGCAGAUGAGGUCUCAGGCUGCAAAGCUUGCUCAUGUGUUACCACUGAAGAGCUUGGGCUUCAAUCCAGAUCCUGGAGAACUUCUGGUUAUAAUAGGCUGGGUGGAACUCGUGUCUGGUCUCCUAUUGGCCUUGGGACCCCCUUUACUACAGGAUAUCAGCAUCAUUUUGCUCCUUCUGCUUUCUGUGGGUACAGUCUAUAGCUUGCUGUUGCUGAAGGAGCCAGUGUCUUCAUGGGCACCCCCAGCCAUCUGCCUGGGACUCCUGUUUCUGCUCAGUACCCGUGCCUGCCACUUGUUCUGAGUCAAGGCCAAGCCUGAGGGAAGGGUUGGAGAGGAAGUAGGGAAAGGGAAAGGGAGAAGGGUCAUCACUGGGAACUGAACUAUCACAGAAGGGUGGGGAAUGGAAGCCCAUAAGAUCUGGCAGUCUGACUUCCAUUUCAUGUAGAUUUGAUGACAAGGACACGUUUGGAAAACUACAUAAGAGUCCAACCUUGGAAUCUGAACUA